CGAGAUAAUAAUCAGACCAGCUAGUAAGGUCUAAUUAGGGGCUCCACCCUCUUGUUAGAUCAUUCUUUCUUUUCCUUGUGCCUAGCUUGUUGCUCAAACUAAGAGAAACAAAGCAUAAUGGCCAUCAGUCACAGUACUUUGGCUUUUACCUUCGGCAUGCUUGGUAAUGUCAUUUCAUUCAUGGUGUUCCUGGCUCCAAUCCCGACAUUUUACCGGAUAUACAAGAAGAAGUCAACGGAGGGUUUUCAGUCACUGCCUUACCUAGUGGCAUUGUUCAGUUCCAUGCUCUGGCUGUACUAUGCGAUGGUCAAAAGAGACGCUCUCCUCCUCAUAACCAUUAACUCAUUUGGAUGUGUCGUUGAAAUCAUCUACAUCACCUUGUUCCUCAUCUAUGCCACCAAGGAUGCUAGGAGCUUAACUAUUAAGCUGUUUUCGUCGAUGAACGUGGGCGCCUUUGGUUUGAUCCUCUUAGUCACACACUUCGCUGUGCAUGGUCCUCUUCGAGUCCAAGUCUUGGGAUGGAUUUGUGUUUCUAUCUCAGUCAGUGUCUUUGCGGCACCACUAAGCAUUGUGGCACAAGUUAUUCGGACCAAGAGUGUGGAGUUUAUGCCUUUCAAUUUGUCAUUUACACUCACAUUGAGUGCUGUAAUGUGGUUUGGUUAUGGUCUCUUUCUCAAGGACAUAUGCAUUGCUCUGCCAAAUGUGCUGGGUUUUGGACUGGGGUUAGUCCAGAUGGUGCUGUAUGGUAUUUACAGGAAAGGCAGCAACAAAACAAAGGAAGAGAAAGCACCGCAAGAGCCACUCAAGAGCAUUGUGAUAGCCACCUCUUUGGCUCUGGUGGAGGAGCAGCAGCAAGCAAAGGCGAAGAUCAACGGAGAACAAGAAGAUGGAAAUCAUGAGAAGGAGAAAAUCGCUGCACCUGCAACUCAACCUGAAUGCGUGUGAUUGAUUCGUCAUGCCAUCACCCAUGCAUUCUUCUCACAUAUAUUAUUCCGUAUGUGUACUUUGAAUUUAUUUAGGCUAUUUAAGUUGUAGGCCGCUACCUAGAUGAUAAUGAUAUAUAAUGAUUAUUUAUAACAUGUACUAGCUAGCUAGUUAAUUAGUAGUUACUGUACUACUGAUUCUACCAUUGUUAUUCUGUAUGUCUUUCCUUAUCAAUGGGAUAAACUCAUCUU
Arachis stenosperma is the source of this 1175-nucleotide messenger RNA. Its product is annotated as bidirectional sugar transporter N3. The record is from RefSeq and is a predicted model, not a curated record. NCBI's taxonomy places the organism in Eukaryota, Viridiplantae, Streptophyta, Magnoliopsida, Fabales, Fabaceae. Gene Ontology annotation, cellular component: membrane. The transcript has 6 exons. Gene Ontology annotation, molecular function: sugar transmembrane transporter activity. The coding region runs from base 118 to 945 and encodes 275 amino acids. Gene Ontology annotation, biological process: carbohydrate transport.